Molecule: messenger RNA, 1769 nt
Organism: Hydractinia symbiolongicarpus
Lineage: Eukaryota; Metazoa; Cnidaria; Hydrozoa; Anthoathecata; Hydractiniidae
Product: nuclear factor NF-kappa-B p100 subunit-like
Exons: 4
Coding region: 108-1151 (347 amino acids)
Molecular function (GO): protein binding
Source: RefSeq, a predicted model, not a curated record
UCGGCAGUAUAUAAACGUUUACUUUGCUGGUCGUUUUUCUUCAGUCGUGUAUAUUUCGUAUAGAAGCCCUGCAAAUCAGUUGUGGUUUUUUUAUAUUUACACUAAAAAUGGAUGUAUGCAACAAUGGAAAUAAUGGUGAACUGACUUCACUCUCAAAAUAUAGAGAAAAUGGUACAAAUGUUGACUCAGGUUAUGGUGACAGUUUUUGCAGUACUGCGGAUGCAAGCGAAUUUCAGGUUAAAGAAAGUCCAAUUCAAGAAUGUACUCCUGAUGAAGAAGAAUUGGGAAAUGUCACAGAAUUUGAAACUGAGUUUAACAAUCUUAAUUUGAAUGAUAAAAAUGAGCUUACAGACGAAACUCAAGUAGCAUCGCCACCCCAGAAAAACGAUAGAGAACUCAGACAACUUAUGGACUACAUAGUAAAAGCCUUUACUCCAGACGAAGACAACGACACGUACCUGACAAUACUUCUUGCAAAAAAUGAGAAAAAUCAAGUUGCACAACUGAUAGAAAUUUGCCCUAAAUCUACAUACCUUGACAUACAAAACAAAUUUGGGCAGGCUGCUAUUCAUGUUGCUACGUACUUAAAUGCUGCUCCGAUUGUGUACCUUCUAAUUUUAAAAGGUGCAAGAAUUGACCUAGUUGAUAAUGGUGGUAAAAAUGUAUUUCAUAUUUGUGCUGAACGUGGACAUAAAGAAUCGUUAACUGCAAUAUUAGAGGCUGGCAAUAAAACAAACCAACUCAACGAAAUGAAGCAAUUAAUAAAUGAAAGAGACUAUUCUGGAUUUUCACCAUUUUACCUAGCAGUUUCGAAGAAACAAGAAGCUUUGUGUGGAUUACUAAAAAAGUUAAAUGUCGAUGUCAAUUUAUGUGAUAUCAAAAAUGGCAAUUCACCUUUACAUGAAGCAGUAAUUCCACAAUCGAGUGAUCCUGUAUUUGUACGUUUUUUAUUAAAUGACUGUGACGUUGAUGUCAAUUAUCAAAACAAUGCUGGUAUAACUCCACUUCAUGUUGCUGCUGCAAAGGGAGAUAAAGCAAUAUGUUCUGUGCUGUUGAUGUAUGGUGCAGAUGUAAAUCUGCAAGACAUCAAUAAGCACAUCCCUGUGCAUUAUGCUAAUGAUAAUGAAAUUAUCAAGUAUUUGCAGUCGUAAAGUUGCUGACAUGCAAGAAAGUGGUUGCUGGAGAUUUUAAAAAAAUCAGUGGCAAAGAAGUGGUACCAAUUCAACAUAUUGAGUUAAGUUUUCUGCAGUAAAGAAUGCCCUUUAAAGGUGUAAUACAUGUUGCAAGCUUGAAGUAAAUCAUAGAAGUGAUGGCAGUAUUAGUAUUUUGAUUUCUAAUGUUGAUAUGAACAAGCUUGGCAUAACCCACAAAAACAGUUACUAGCAUGCUUCCAUUUUUGUGAAGCCUGAAAUAAUUUUAUUGUUUUUUAUUGUAUAUAUUAUCUCUACAUAACACAAAUCUUUAGAGAAGAAGAAAAUUGUUAUUGAAAUUGUUUGUUAACUGGUGUGAGUCUUUCCGUUUUAAUGUUUAAAGUGUGUAAAAGUAAAAAAAAUUCAGUAGAAUCUUAGAGAUAUUUAUAUCUCCAUUGUAGAAUGCACAACUUGUGGUUGUAAGUUCUGUUAAAGUUUUUUUAUCGUGACAUUCUUUGUUUUGCUGAUUCAUUCUAGUAGGCGUAUAGCAAUUAGUCAAAAUAAAUUAGCAUAAAUUUUAUUGUAUUGUGUAAUGAACCAAUCAUCUUAUAAAGAUUUAAGAAAGUACCUUGACGUCAA